AUGAAAGUCAAGCAGAAGUCAUGCGAUGGGAAGCACCCGGAAUGCAGCCAAUGCACACUUACUGGGCGCAAGUGUCCAGGUUACCCGCAGGAGUGGACGUUCGUCCAGCAGAGCAUACCUUCAACUGAGGCAUUGCACCAAAAUCAGUUCUCGCAGAAUGGAGCUACUGGCGCGUCACAUUCGUGCCAAGAAUCAGUCAAGAGUACCCCUCCGCGGCAGAUUUCGCAUGACGCCACUGCUCAGCAUAGUUUCGCUGCUGUAAAGAUUCCGGAUAUCAUUUCAGCUUCACCGGAAGAGCUGGCCUUUAUUGUGGUCGAAAACUACAUUCCAAAAGAUGACCUUCCUUUUCUGUCUCAUGGUUCGAAUAACAAUGGCUCCUCACGAAUCUGCGGCUCCUGGGUGGAGGUUCUCCCGCGUCUUGCCAAUACCUCGAGCAAGGAAGGCGUUUUCUUUCUCUCGUUGAAAGCGCUGGCUUUUGCGAUUGCUUCCAAUAAAUAUCCUCAAAAAGUCUCGAGUCUGAACGCUACAACGGUUUAUUCUGCAGCAAUUUGUGCAUUGAGAAGGCAGUUGGCGGCCGUAAGCCAGCCAUUCAAUGCAGAACUAGCCGCCUCUAUCAUGUGUCUGAGCUUAGCUGAGGGCAUGUUUCCAGGAAUGGGACCGGGAAUUUCAACCCACAUCAAGGGUGUGGGUCAAUUGAUGAAAGCCCAUGGACCUAAUCAUUACCAGGCCGGGUUGCUGCACAAGCUCUUCGUAGGGUUCCGACCUCUCCUGGUCCUCGACGCAUUUCGCUUUCGCGAGCCAACCUUUCUUGCUGAGAAGCAAUGGGCAUCUAUACCCUUUGCAUUUUCUAACACAUCACUCAUGCAGGACUUCUUGAGUGAAGUCGCAAUUAUGCCGAAUUACUUGAACGCUGUUGACCAACUCAUGGCCAACCCAGACGACGGCUCAGCUGACAAUGUCACCGAAGUUUGUUUCGCUUUUGUGGAGUGUAUCGAUCGACUUGAGCAAUGGGAGCAAAUGUUGCAGCGCGAAGAAGGGGCCCCAUACGAGAUAUCGGCCGGAGUACACGCAGCACAGGCGAUUAACCCUGGCAUUACAGGCCACACUCUCUGGUAUCCGAGCGUUACCACAGCGAAUGUGUGCACCCACCUCUGGGCUAUUCGCAUCGUUUGUCUCAAGGAGAUUGACAAACUCAGGGCGACUUUUAGCAGUAUUGUGGAAGCCUGUAUACCUGCAAAGUUCUGCAGUGUGGAAUACCAGCAGAACCAGGUUCUUACUCUCUCGAAGCUGAUCUGCCACAGUAUGGAGUACCUGCUACAGGAUGACUUGAAAUUCUUCGGACCGGCUUCCACUCUUUUUCCUCUCAAGGUGGCUUAUGAUUCAUUCAGAGAGCGUGGGAGGGGUCAGGAGGGAUAUAUCAAGUUCUGUAAGUCUGUUGUCAGUCGACUUGACGCGAAGGGGCUGCGCUCGAUACCUGCUUUAAUCUACGCGCAAUGA
Molecule: messenger RNA, 1497 nt
Organism: Aspergillus udagawae
Lineage: Eukaryota; Fungi; Ascomycota; Eurotiomycetes; Eurotiales; Aspergillaceae
Exons: 4
Coding region: 1-1497 (498 amino acids)
Biological process (GO): regulation of DNA-templated transcription
Molecular function (GO): zinc ion binding; DNA-binding transcription factor activity, RNA polymerase II-specific
Source: RefSeq, a predicted model, not a curated record